Messenger RNA from Triticum urartu, 1146 nucleotides. Its product is annotated as ethylene-responsive transcription factor ERF024. The record is from RefSeq and is a predicted model, not a curated record. NCBI's taxonomy places the organism in Eukaryota, Viridiplantae, Streptophyta, Magnoliopsida, Poales, Poaceae. Gene Ontology annotation, biological process: regulation of DNA-templated transcription. Gene Ontology annotation, molecular function: DNA-binding transcription factor activity; DNA binding.
GGCGCUCUCUACUCCCCCAAGUCCCCACGCUUCUUGUAGUCCACCUAGCUACAGGCCCUCAAAUCCCUGCUACCGAGCCAUGGAGGCAGACGCGAGCCAUGCACCCACCACCUCUUCCUCCUCCGUCUCCUCGUCGACAUUGUCCACCUCCUCCUCCUCCUCCUCCCUCGCCACCAGCGCGCUAGAGCUCCCCAAGAGCCCCAAGCCCAAGCACCCCAAGAAGCGCAAGAGAGCCGCCUCCGACCGAGAGCAGGACGCCGCCGCGAACACCAAUGGUGUCCGUGGAGACGAGAGCAGCUGCUGCAGCACCGACGAAGACUUCGCCGCCGCGAGCGUCAAGGCGGCCGUGCCCAAGAGCGGCUUCAAGCACCCGUCGUACCGCGGGGUGCGGCGCCGGAGCUGGGGCAAGUGGGUGUCCGAGAUCCGCGAGCCGCGCAAGAAGUCGCGCAUCUGGCUCGGCACCUUCCCGACCGCCGAGAUGGCGGCGCGCGCCCACGACGUGGCCGCGCUCGCCAUCAAGGGCCGCUCCGCGCACCUCAACUUCCCGGAGCUCGCGCACGAGCUGCCCCGCCCGGACUCCACGUCGCCCGCGGACAUCCAGGCCGCCGCCGCGAAGGCCGCCGCCACCGCCGCCGUGCAGUGCGAGGCCGAGCCCGAGCACGAGCACGAGCCGGAGACGCCGUCGUCCUCCUCCGGCGCCGUCUCGGAGACACCGGAGGCCGCAGCCUGCGCCGAAGCGGCGCCCGCGGACAGCGGCGAGGUCGACAAUGCGCUGUUCGACCUGCCCGACCUCCUUCUGGACCUGAGGGACGGGCUCUUCUGGUCGCCGGUCUGGCCGGCGGCGCUGGCCGCCGAGGAGUACGACGGCGGCUGCUGCGUCGGGCUCAGCGAGCCUCUCCUGUGGGCCGAGUAGGAAUAUAUUCUUUUUACCGUUCUGGGCUCAUGAAUUGCUUUGCUAGUGUACUAGUAUAGCAAAAGAUUUAGUGGUAGCAGUAGCACUGCUGUUGGAAAAAAGUUAUCGUCAGCUGUUUGUGAGUCUUCUUCACUCGACCAUGAAACAUGUGUGCCUUUUUUUAAUUGCUAUCAACCAAAGAAGCUUUGCCAGACACGAUGGACUUCCCCGGAAAAGAAGACGCAGGUUUACUC